AUGUUUUCCAGAGUGUUUCUGAUUCUGAUCGGAGCUGCGUACAUCUACUAUCAGGUAAAUAUUCUUCUCAAAGUCUACAUUGCUGAGCUGGAAGUGGAAAAUAACAUCACGAUGGAGACCCAGACUAUCUUGUCACUUUUGAACAUGUCAGUCGAGGUGACAGGAAGUUCUGUGAUGAUCUCAGAAAUUGAACUGGUUUCAGAAUGCUUUCUGAUUGGAGACACAACCAGUUGCAAUUGCUCUGUCGGGUACAGUUGGAGCAACGAAGUGUGCUACAAUUCCUCAUGCUGCACCCAAACAACUUGCACACAAAACAUGUCCCACAUCGAACCACUCUGCGUUGCCAAAGUCCAAGUUUCCAUCAAUGGAUCUGUUACGCUGAUGCAAGGAUCCUGGGAUGCUGACAAAACUACAGAGCUGGAGAGCGCGUUCAGAUCUCGAUUGAAUGGCUAUGAGUCCCUGCAAGUAAAUGUUAGCAGCGCCGAAACGGCUGACUUCAAGGCAGUCGUUUGCAUCAAACUAAAAACCACUGUACUUGAUCAAUUGCUGACUGAUCUGAUGCACAAUCUCUCAGCUGAGGUUCGGGUCGACACUGUAGGAAUGGUCGACAUCACAGCUCCAGAGGAUAGCGUGUGCUACAAGUCCAGCCCUACACUGGAAUGCAGACUUGAGGAGGAAGCACACAGCACUGGCUGGAAGUUGAUUAGGGGAAAACACGAGCAUUUUGAGCUCACAGGUGGUAGUAUGGUGACUCUAAAAGACUGCGGUAGCGAUUGGAAAUACAGUUCCUGUAUUGCAGUUACACUCACUGAAGUGACCAGCUUAGGGUCAGGUACAUAUGAGUGUCGAUUCACUUUUGGGUCAGUCACACACACAGCCAAGGCAGAGCUGAAAGUGUCACUCCUGCCUGAAAAGAUCACCAUGAAAAUCGAUCCACCUGUAGCAGACUGUUCAGUCAGCGGUAAAAAUGACGUGACUGUGACUGCCACCAUCCAAAAUAGCACGGAGAGCUACAACGUUUCGUGGCAAUUCCCUGGAACGGAGCUAAGUAGAGGAUCCGAACCAGAGUCUGGAAAAUUUUGCACUGGUGAGGGGAUUUGGCCAAAAACCCCAAAUGGAGGUACAGUGAUUAAUCAGUGUGAAAACGGCAAGACUGGUUACAAGUCUCGCUUUUGUAAUAAUGAGGCUGAGUGGCAGAUGGAGUUCUCCUCCUGCAUCAGCGAAGAGUUGAAGAAAGUUCUAACUGCAGCAGAGGACUUCGAGAAGGGCAUAGGGGCUACACAGGAAGUAGCCAUGGGGAUCUUUGAAGCACUUAAGAACACCACUACAUCUAAUUCUAGUAACGACCCUGCUGGAAUCAGUGCUUCUAUAAGAAUAUUUGAAAUAAUGGCCACUGGAUCAGAAAGCAUCACCUUGAAGGAAGAAGUCUUUGAUGAUUUUCUUACAGCAGCCAGCAAUUUAUUGGCCAACAACUGGACCGGGGUCAACUCAUCUAUAGAAUAUGACAUGUCAUCACAAUACCUUUACGGUGUGGAGAAUCUGGUGAAGAACAUCCAAGUGAACAACACUUUGAAUAUCUACAAUCCAAACUUGGACUUAAAUGUCUCAAACGGGGACCGUAAAAUCUCUGUGUUUAAUGUCACUGUUAAACUCAACGAGACUGGCGGACAGUUCAAAAUUGUUGGUGUGAGAAAUCUGAUGGAUAAAUUAAAUAACAGUUUUAAACCAACAUCAACAGUUCCGCAUGACCUUAUACUAAUAGUCACAAAGAACGGCAGUUCGUCUACCGAGAUUACAAUGGACUUCCCCAUCAAGAAGCUGAACGACACACAAAGACGACACUGUGUCUUCUGGGACACCAAUAAAACGGACUGGUCAGACACAGGUUGCAGCGUUGAACGUGAUAGUAAUCAUACACUCUGCAAGUGCAACCACCUGACUUCAUUCGCUGUCCUCAUGUCCAAGUCCGAUACACCUAACCUCGACCUAGAUACCAUUACCUAUGUUGGCCUGGCAGUGUCCAUCUGCACUCUGGUGAUCCUUCUCAUCAUUGAGGCUCUCGUGUGGUCUGUUGUGGUCAAGACUGAUCUCUCAUAUUUCCGUCACACAGCACUGGUAAACAUCGCCGUGUUCCUCUUGCUCGCUGACUGCAGUUUUUUGGCAUCUAUGUCACCUGAGAAUCUCAGUGCUCACUGGUGCUUAAUUUUGACCAUAUGCAAACACCUAUUUUAUUUGGCCAUGUUCAGCUGGAUGCUGUGCAUGAGCGUCAUGCUCAUUCACCGGCUCAUCUUUGUCUUCAGCCCGCUAAGGAAAAGAGUCUUCAUGUUCCUAUCCAGUAUCGUAGGCUACGGUUGCCCAGUUCUCAUUGUGGGAUUCAGCUAUGUGUUUUGCAGAUACAACAAGAAGGACUACUAUAACAAGGACACAUGCUGGCUAGUUUUUGAUGGACCCUUGGAGGGCUCAUUGUUUGCUUUCCUCCUCCCUGUGGGAACUGUUAUUUUCACAAAUCUUUUUUCCAUGGCGGUUGUCAUUUUUACUCUGUUGAAGUCCUCCGCCCCUGAUGGCAGCAAGUCGGAUGAGAAGGAGACAUUUAAGAGCAUCAUUAAAGUGGUGGUCUUUCUAACACCAGUUUUCGGAGUAACAUGGGGUAUUGGCUUCCUUCUGCAAAUAUUCAAUGAGGACCACGAGGCAUACCCUUUUCUUCUCUACAGUUUCACCAUCCUAAAUUCCUUCCAGGGCUUUUUCGUGAUGUUAACAGGGGUUUUUGCAGAGCCAAAGGAUAAAGGAAAAUAUGACACCAUGAAGAAUUCAACCUCAGCCUCAAACACAAAAGAAAGAUGA
Molecule: messenger RNA, 2841 nt
Organism: Limanda limanda (common dab)
Lineage: Eukaryota; Metazoa; Chordata; Actinopteri; Pleuronectiformes; Pleuronectidae
Product: adhesion G protein-coupled receptor F5-like
Exons: 13
Coding region: 1-2841 (946 amino acids)
Biological process (GO): G protein-coupled receptor signaling pathway; cell surface receptor signaling pathway
Cellular component (GO): membrane
Molecular function (GO): G protein-coupled receptor activity
Source: RefSeq, a predicted model, not a curated record